Striga asiatica is the source of this 1116-nucleotide messenger RNA. The record is from the annotation of a GenBank genome assembly. Lineage: Eukaryota; Viridiplantae; Streptophyta; Magnoliopsida; Lamiales; Orobanchaceae.
AAUUAUUUGCAGUUUCUCCAUUUUUCAAAUACACCCACCACAAACAUAAUACUCAACCUUUACGAAGUAUUUUUUUUAAUUAUAAAUAUAUUGACUUUUACUCUGUAUCUUAUCAAAAACAUGCCACCAAUAACAUACUGUCCAGUAGGAUACAACAGCCCACUUGAGAACCCAUUAUUUCUUUAAGCCCACCAAAUAUUAUUUGCUUGAUUGCUUCCAUCGACAUAAUUUCUUUCCAAGUGUGCUUCAGCUUUUCCUUUACUCCACUUGAAUUAGGGCAAUUGCACGCCGUGACACGACGGAGAGAUUCCUCUAUUGACGGCGUCGAAGAUGCUUACGAGUGACAUACCUCCAAACCAGACCAUAUACAUCAAGAAUCUGAACGAGAAAGUCAAGAAAGAAGAGUUGAAGAGAUCUCUUUAUGCCUUGUUCUCGCAGUAUGGAAGGAUCUUGGACAUUGUUGCGUUGAAAACUGCAAAGCUCCGUGGUCAGGCAUGGGUCGUGUUCAGUGAUGUGACAGCCGCAAGCCAUGCAGUGCGGCAGAUGCAGAACUUCCCUUUUUAUGACAAACCUAUUAGGAUACAAUAUGCUAAAUCACAAUCAGAUUGUAUUGCUAAAGCAGAGGGUACAUAUGACAAGAAAAAGAAACAAGAGGAAAAAGCUGAGAGAAAAAAACGUGCUGAAGAAGGUCAGCAGACUGCCACAGCAAAUGGUUCCAGAGCAGACACUAAUGGAGGCCCAUCUGCUGCUCCUCGACCAGGGAAGCCUGGCAGACAAGAAGUGGUCACAGAGCCCAAUAACAUUCUCUUUGUGCAAAAUCUACCGCCACAAACAAAUAGCCUCACUCUCGAAGAGGUUUUCAACAGGUUUGAAGGCUACAGAGAAGUUCGUAUGAUCGAAGCAAAGCCGGGUAUUGCCUUUGUAGAAUAUGAAAACGACUCUUGGGCCUUGGCUGCCAUGGAGAGCCUUCAGGGCUUUAAUGUCGCUUCCCAGUAUCCAAUGUUCAUUACUUGUACGAGUGAAAAUUCAAGAUACUGUAGGUGCAGCCUGAUUGAUCCUUUGUUCUAUUCGUUAACUGUUAACUUGGGCGAUGCAGUUUUGCUUUGGAAUUUAUAA